AACCAGACUAGCUCACUAGCUCAUCACGUCUGACGCGACAGCGACUGGCUUUGGCGUUUAGUGGUUUUGGCUCUGGUCCAUCUACUUCAAUAUCACUUUCGAUACACGUCAACGAGGCCACUUUCUGCUCGUCGAAAAGCAAGAACACCUGUGUGGAGUCUCGACCGGCACCCAAGAUGCCUUUUACAGAGGCGACAGAACAAUUCGAGCUGCCAGUCUGUCAGGAUACCCAAGUAUCAGAAGUCACUCGCAACCUCUCUCCACCACGAUCUUCGCCCAAGAAAGGGAAAAAAGAACGACGUGCACCUUCCGUAACACCUAGAAAGUUCACCAGGUUCUUCACGCCGCGGUCAUCUCAUGGCAGUCUCCCAAAUACAAGGUCUCGAAAAGUUCUGAACGAAAUUACUGGACCUGCUAUCAACCGGCACACACAAUCGAGUCCUCUUCUACCUUUUCGAGAUAUCAAUGGCCAGGAGAGUAGUCCCCUGGGUUUCACACGAGAGUCGAAGAGGAGGAAGGUCUUCCAUACACUGGAACAGUCUCCUCGGAAAGAGCUUGGUUUUGUUGGUUCGCACGAAGAUCACUCAAAUAUGGCUGGUGUUCUCUCGUCGCCCUGCGAGAGAGCUGCUAGAGGUCUGGGGUAUAUUGAUGAAGAUGAAGAAGUCGAUUCUGAAGACGAUGGAGAUGAAGAUGUUCUGCCGCAGCCUGUAAAACGCAUAUCCAGGUUACAACAGCGAGGACUUGGGGGACAAUUGCUGCACCGAAGUAUUGGAAUCCCGUCACAUCACUACUCAUAUCCUGUCAAUGACUGGCAAGAUCAUACCGCUGGGUUCCAUAGCAAGCCAGAAGAUGUUCACGUUAGCAUGAGCAUCUUGCACGAAGGAGCCCGUCGAACGAUUCCGUUCUGUGCCCGUGGUCUCAACGCUACCGACUCGACACUUGUAGCAGUAGGAGAUGAAGAAGGAUAUGUACGAAUUUUGGAAUCUGCCAAAGGCGGAGACCCUCCAUUCAGCAAGCACUGCUUUUCCGCACGGAUACAUUCCAAUGCUAUUAUCGAUAUGUCUUUCACAGAUGAUGAUAGCCGACUAGCAACCGCUUCUGGAGACCAAAGUGCUAGAGUUUAUGAUAUGCAAAAGCAAGCUACAAUCGCCAUUUUCGGUAAUCACUCAGCUUCUUUGAAGCAGAUUCGAUGGCAACCUGGGGCUAACAACAAUAACGUGUUGGCAACAUCAAGUCGAGAUGGUAGCAUCCAGUUAUGGGACCUCAGAUGCAACAUAUCUGAUGGCCCAACCAAUUGCAUAUUCGCACCUCGCGAGACGGAUCCAAUCUUCGAUGAACAUGACUACGAGGAGAAAAUUCGGUUCAAUCGGCCGGUAACCACCAUAUUUGAUGGGCACAAAUCGCUAGCAAAAGUUGCUCCCGCGAUUGGUGCCCCGGACCAAAUCAUUUACCCUGGAGAAAAAACAACAAGAUCGGGCGUUGUUUCUGUCACAGCAAUCAACUUUCUCCCGGCUGGCCGAGAACACCUCCUCAUGUCCGCCUCAGAAGCAGACGCCUCUGUCAAGCUUUGGGACAUGCGACAAAGUUCUUCCAUGGCGCGGCCCCGAGGUCCGCUUACAGCUACAUCACAACCUCAAUCGCACAGCAAGUGGCGCCAUUUCGGAAUCAAUACUCUUAACAUCAGCGGUGAUGGAAGCAGAUUUUAUACUUUGUGUAAAGACAACACUAUUUACGCCUACUCUACCGAACACCUCAUGUUAGGUCAUGCUCCUGAGCUGUCCAGCAUUCAUCCGCCUCGCGCAUCAUCGCAAGUUAGCACGCAAGAGGGACUUGGUCCACUUUACGGUUUCAGACACGCAAAGCUUCAUGCUACAACCUUCUACGUAAAGUCAGACAUACGCAAAGCCAAGAAUGGAAAGUGUGAGAUUUUAGCAGUUGGCAGUAGUGAUGGCUUCACAAUACUUUUUCCUACCGACGAGCGCUACCUGCCUCUCCAAAAUCAAGCUCAACAAAAGGAAUUAUCGACAGAAAGUGGCCAACCCCUACGCCUACUUGAGAGCCGGCCAACUCUUCGCAGAGUUAGUAGUGGACUUAGCACGCUUGCUGACGACUCUCUUGUCGUUUCAGAUAAUGGUACAGCACUAGUUCGGGGCCAUGAUCGCGAAGUUGGUUCCGUAUCUUGGACAUCUGCCGGAGACUUGGUCACUGUUGGGGACGACUACCUGAUUCGGUGCUGGAGAGAGGAAGGCGAUGAUGCAAGAGAUUUGAGAAUUGGUGGAGAGAAGGAUGGGCGGAGGUGGGGUUCCGGGUGGGCGGACGUAGAGGAAGGCUAUGAUGACGCUGAUGAGGAAUUAAGGGUUUGAUGUGCUGUCUUUGCAAUUUGGAAAUGAUAGACUGGCGUUCAUCAAGAUGGCGUACCAGGAUAUUCUGUUUCUGCAGGUGCGAUAGAGGUACGAAACAAUGCUGGUGUAUAGGAGUGUGAGAUCGUGAAAGGUAGAA
Messenger RNA from Cadophora gregata, 2499 nucleotides. RefSeq lists its product as uncharacterized. The record is from RefSeq and is a predicted model, not a curated record. The transcript has 3 exons. Gene Ontology annotation, molecular function: protein binding; protein-macromolecule adaptor activity. NCBI's taxonomy places the organism in Eukaryota, Fungi, Ascomycota, Leotiomycetes, Helotiales, Ploettnerulaceae. Gene Ontology annotation, biological process: proteasome-mediated ubiquitin-dependent protein catabolic process. Bases 177 to 2363 code for a protein of 728 amino acids. Gene Ontology annotation, cellular component: nucleus.